Eremomyces bilateralis CBS 781.70 is the source of this 1638-nucleotide messenger RNA. RefSeq lists its product as uncharacterized. The record is from RefSeq and is a predicted model, not a curated record. The transcript has 5 exons. NCBI's taxonomy places the organism in Eukaryota, Fungi, Ascomycota, Dothideomycetes, Eremomycetales, Eremomycetaceae. Bases 238 to 1152 code for a protein of 304 amino acids.
AGCAUGCUGAAGUUUUACAUAGAUCCCACACGAACCACCAAACAACAUACGGUUCUCCUUUGAAUACUCACAGUGCUUAUAGCAAUAGUCCAUUAGCGCCUCAUGUACCGAAUGCUACAAUAGCCGGCCAGUCAGGUACUCCGCUAUAUCUUUUAUGAUUUUCUAUGCUUCUAGUCGCAUACUCACAAUCCCAAUUCCCAUUAAUGCUGGUACCAAAGUGCGGUUGACUAAGGCGUGAUGUUCAAAGGAGCGGAAUCAUUCUCCCAGGCUUCCCGGAAGCCCCACCCUGUAAAGCUCAAUAUUGAGUCGCCAAACCCAUUGUACAAAGACCAUUCGAGACUAUUCGAGAAGGGGAUACGCCCUUACAAGGUCUUAAGAGGGUCGAAAGGAAAUUUUGAGAGAUUUCAUUCUAAAUUUAUCGUCCGGAAACGAAAAUUCUACAAAUUAGGGAAGGUCUUCCAAGUCUUAUGGCCUGAGCCGCAAGGAUCAGUCGUUGCAACCGAGAAGUCUUCCGGUACGACAAAGAUCGCCUCCGAGGAUCCUGCCAACUUUGAGGGCCACUAUGCGAAGGUCCGAUGGUUUGUUGUAAUCCUAGAAGGAUCUUCCUUCUCCUCUUGCCUCCCCAUUCAAACGUAUGAGGGACGGGGCGUGAGCAAGCCCAGUGUUAACAAAAGCCACCAUUGCAUUGCCUUUACGAGCCAGAAGGCUCCAGAGGAACACCCUUCGGAGGCUCCAAGUGCUUGGGACACGGGCGGUAUGAGGAAACCGAUCCGCAUCAUAACUCGGAGUAAGACGGAGAGCCUAGUUAUCAUGUCUCGACUGAAUUAUGCAAAAGUGUAUACUGUUGAGCAUAAUGUCAAGUCAUACGAUUUUGGUAAUGUUGCCGAGGGAUAUCUGCAUCGGUUAAGUGCCUCUUUCAAGGCGGUAUCUGGUGAAAUGAGGGAAGCCACGCUAGGCUCGCGGACGUUGGAGCCCAGAGAUAGUGAUGUGGAAGAGGAAGAUGAGGAAGAGGAUGAUGAGGAUGAGGAUGAGGAUGAGGAUGAGGAAGAGGAAGAUGAGGAUGACGAAGAUGAGGAUAAGGAUGAGGAAGAUGAGGGUGAGGAAGAGUCUUUUUCUCACGCCCGAGGAGGUGUCUCUUACACAUCAGCUUGACCACCUGUCGUCCGCCACGCCAGACUUUGGAUGUCAGUUCUGCAGUGUGUAAUUGGGCAAGUUCAUGAACUCUAGGCCAGUGGUCCAGAAGUUGAGUUUAGCAGGACUCUGCACCAACUUUACGGUGGGUAGCACCGCAUCUAUGUCUUUUUCUAGAGCCAAACUGUCCUUGGAAGAGCGUAGUCGCCCCUGAGCACGAAAUUUACGACGCUACGCUUGGCGACGAGGAACCAAGGUCGAUUGAAGGAUUUCGGGAUCUAUUGCACUUACGUAUACCAUUUGGGACCUGCCUGGUAGCUAGGUAUCACUGUAUUGUGAUACCAGCUGUGCAUUUGGCCCAGGAAGGUCGAGAACGUGAGUCAGUGGACAGGAACCGGUCACUGAAUGGUGGUGACAGGUUUUGGCCAUUGACAAAUUCUAUUUCUUUGAAUCACUUUUCUUUUUGAAUGUUAUUUUAGUAUCAUUUACUUACCCUAUGUAUGUAUU